Octopus sinensis (East Asian common octopus) is the source of this 1337-nucleotide messenger RNA. Its product is annotated as solute carrier family 25 member 35-like. The transcript has 3 exons. The coding region runs from base 206 to 1156 and encodes 316 amino acids. The record is from RefSeq and is a predicted model, not a curated record. Lineage: Eukaryota; Metazoa; Mollusca; Cephalopoda; Octopoda; Octopodidae.
CAUCUACUACUACUAUCAGUAAUACCAAGAGUCCCACCAACCGCCGCACCGCGACCGUCACUACCACCACCACCUACUACCACUACGUUUUGGUGUUGUCAUAAUAGUAUUUUUUCCUCUUUUUUUUUAUUAUUUUACUGCCCUUUUUUUUUAAAUCAUUAUUUCAGUGUGUUUAUCCUUUCGGUAGGGGCCACAUGUUGACGGAAUGGAGAGUAGAAAAAAACAACAGCCACGGUCGAACAAGAUCGAAUUCAUCCUCGGAGGUUUAUCCUCGUCGGGUGCAGGGCUUUUCACCAACCCACUGGAGGUGGUCAAAACCCGCAUGCAACUGCAAGGGGAACUGAAAGCGAAGGGCCUCUACACUGUACACUAUCGCCAUGUGUUCCAUGCUUUCUACACCAUUGCUAAAAACGAUGGUUUUCUUGCAUUGCAAAACGGUUUGGUCCCUGCACUCUGGUACCAGUUUUUCAUGAACGGCGUGAGGCUGGGGUCUUUUCAGAUUUUCGACAAUAUGGGUUUUACCAGAGGCAAGGAUGGAAGGGUUAGUUUCCCUCAAAGUGUUCUAGCCGGUGCCCUAGCUGGCUGUAUCGGAGCCGCCGUUGGAAGUCCAUUCUACAUGGUGAAGACCCAACUCCAGGCUCAGGCUACAGAAGCGAUCGCUGUAGGUUACCAACACAAACAUUAUGGCUUGAUUCAGGGAUUAAGUACGACGUACAGAGAUUUUGGAAUAUGCGGUAUGUGGCGAGGUGUCAGUGGAGCCCUUCCCAGGGUCACGAUAGGAUCUGCUAUUCAGUUGUCAACAUUCUCCACAUCGAAAGCAUUCAUUGUCAACACAAAGAUCUUCCCCUCAAACAGUUGGCUCAAUGCUUUACUAGCGAGUAUGAUCAGCGGAGUGUUAGUAACACUGUUCAUGACUCCAUUUGAUGUCGUUUCCACUCGUCUGUACAACCAAGGUAUCGAUGCCAAUGGUCGUGGCUUGUAUUACUCAGGACCUUUAAACUGCUUUAGCAAGAUCUUCAAGUCGGAGGGAAUAUGGGGUUUCUAUAAAGGAUGGGGGCCAUCUUUUACCAGACUUGUUCCACACACAAUAUUGAGUUUAGUCUUAUGGACUGAAUUUCGGAAAUAUUAUUUUUAUUAUCAGGAAAUAGCAAACUGAAUGAUUAUUCCUCAGGGUAUUGUGAUUCAAAGAUCAUGGGAUGGAAUAUACUCAGAUAUCUGUACAUACACACACAGGUGCAUACAUACAUGGAUAUACAAUUAUAUAUAUACACAUAUCUAACCAGCCAAAACUGCAAAGAUAAUCUGGAACUCGACUGAGGAAAGAAAACUCUGAAUGA